AUGACAUUCUCUCCACCAGACGACUACAUGCAAUUCCCACAAAUACCGCAUGGCCCAAACAACGACUGCAAUUGGACUCCGAUCAAUGAGCUCCAAUUUUCACUGCCGUUUUGCCUGACUCCCCCUGAUUCAGACCUAGGCCAAUCCGUGAGCUCUGUCGUCCAUGUAGGUGAAAAGGAACAGCUACCACGAUGGACAGAGCCAGAGCCAGGCUGGUUAGACAGUCUGGAGUCUUCCUACCAAAACCAAAAGACUGAUACUGACAGUACCACCCAUCCAUACUCAAAUUUUCAAAUCAAUGAUCGAACCUCUACGGCACCUGCCGUUCCUGACCAUCAGGAGCCCUACCCAGACUCCGCCACUACACAAAAACAGAGCACAGGGCGGCGGAUACGUCGACAGAACCACUCGUGUGAUCCAUGUCGUCUGGCAAAACGGGGAUGCGACCUUCCAAGGGGGGUAGCAAUCUCUGGCAACAAGCCCACAGUUGCGUGUACUAUGUGCUCCCUCCGUAGUAUGGAAUGUACGGUAGCCUGGUUAGCUAGCCGGAAACCCUCCCGCCACACCCAGAGGCGAGCAGAGACUCCCCCUAGGUCUCCAGCACCCAAUAGAGCCCUCAAUUCCCAAUGGAGGCCAACUGAGGACGUGUCCCAUGUGCAAGGUUUAACGUUGCUACCCCGAGCUGAAUGGGACCAAGCGAAGCAGCUGGAAGCACGGGAACGAUGCGUGCAGCAUUUGUAUUUAUAUAUCGAUGUCGUUGAUAUGCAGAUCGCAACCUGCCUCUCCGAGAGAUGCAUGCCUCCUUGCUAUUCUCUAGGGAUAGACGCCCUGGCGCCGUUGAGCAACAGCGCCGAUGUAUCUCCGUACCUGGAGCGCGCCCGAUCGAGCAUCAACAACUGCUGGUACAUGAAUCUGACAACAUGGAACUCAACAUCUGCGACACCUAAUCUUUACCUCGCUGUAUCACUACUGGACGCACUCUUCCAGCGCCCGGGGCUCUCGCAGGGCCCUACAUCUCGCAAUAUGCGAGAUGAAGCUAUUGAUGAAACAUACAAAUGGGUUGCUAUCGCAAUAGCCACCCAAUUCACAGUGCAAGAAAACAACCAGAGAGAAACAGCCAAGUCACAUUCGUGGGCCAGAGAUAUUGCUUUUGCAACAUGGCAAAAAGCCAGAGAGAUGCUCUUCAAGAACAUCGGAGCAACUAGGUCUUUUCGCCUGGCACUCUCCCUCAUUCUCUUUGGCGGAGUUUUGCCACCAACCGGGCUGGAGCAGAGCGAAAUGUGUGCGGAGGAUAUCGCUUACGCACACCGCGAGGGGGCUCGGCGUCUUCGAGCACUCUGUUCUAAUGCGCGGGUGUAUCUCCAGGAAAAUAAUAGGCAAAGGAGUCCUCCCCUCUCGUCUUCAAAUGCGAUAGGCGCCGGCACUGGAAGGAGAAAGUCACACAUAGUCCAAGCGUUCUCGCCCGAAGUUCGACAAUACAUCCUAGAGGUGGUUGGUGCCAUUGAGUGGUUCUUCUGGAUGUCUCACUCGGUCACCGUCGUCAUGUCUCGUGAGCGAACGGACCCAACGAGUCUCGACCUUCAAGACACUAGUAUUAAUAAAUUACCUUUGCGGGGCCCAGCGCAGCCGGGCAAUUUGGACGAACUGAAGACAAGACGGCAUGAGCAAGAGAUUGAAGAUUCUAUUCUUACGCGUGCUCGACCUAAAAAGCACAAUGUAUCUACUCUGUGGUCUAAGAACGCAUCGUGCGAUGUUGUGGAUCGCGCUGUCACCAGUGCAGGCUCACUUAUUGUGCUGCUGUGGCGAUCAUUAGCGCUGCUGACAAUCGCAUCACAAGAUCUACUGACGGGCUUGGGGGAUGGAAAAAGCUUCCAGCGCCACUAUAAUGCGACAACUGUGCUCAUUGACUCAUGGAGAGAAGCCUUUGGUCCCAUUACCUCUACAACCAUCAUGAGCUUACAAGCGUCCCGAGCGGAUGUCCAACGCAGGGUUCUCUUCUGUGCUACCGAUGGCGACCUGGCGAUUCUCCUGUUCGAUGAGCUUAUCCGCGAACUGGAGGUAAACCUCAUGGAAUCGUUACCAGCUGGAGAUAGCCUUCACACGGUUCUCCGAUCAACGAGUGCGUAUCGCCAAGAGGAGAGGCUUGCAAGUGCCAUGAAUAUAUCCUAUCUAGCAUCAUUCAGUAUUAGAGUGCCGAGUCCCGGACUCCAAGGGGACCAUGGCUUGAAGGCGAACGUCCAGGAUAUAGCUGCGCAUCCGCAACCGGCCCUUGUUGUUAAGGCCUAUACACUGGCUGCCAAAACACUUGCGGACGAGAUCCAGCGUUUGAUGGCUAAGAUGGAGACAGGCAGUGUGUACACGCUGACAAACGGUCUGAACCACUGCUUGCAAGGACUGCAGGCGCUGGAAAAGACGCUCGUGAUGUUUCCGAACAGAGAAGACACGCCCUUACAUCUGUUGAGGGGUAUAUACCCAAGAAUAUCCGGAAACGAAUCAUUUGUCCAGUCUUUGGCCAAGAUCAUGACCGAUGGAUCGGAUAUUGUGUUCACGGAUUCUCUCAGCGAACAAAACAGAACCAUAGUUCCCAUAGAGCAACUCAAAUCUGCGAUAAAUAUAGCCCCCGGUCGCAUACGCAGCACCAAGAUUUUACAAAUAUCAGCAUCCACAGUUCUGAAAGUUGGCCGAGCGGUCAAGAUGGAUGAAGCAGAAGCAUUGCUCUUAGUCGCCGCAAAAACAAAGGUGCCGGUGCCGAAGGUCUAUACUGCCUACACAAUAGGCGAGAUAGGGUUUAUCCUUAUGGGCAAAAUCGAGGGGAAAUCCCUUGGAUCUUGCUUGGACGAUAUGCCUCGCGAAGUGCUUCAGAGGAUUGCGUACCAACUCAAAUCCUAUAUUUGUGAAUGGCGUGAGUUGUCCAGUUCGUUCUUGGGCUCUGUAAAUGGCGGGCCGUGCCGCGACAUCAUCUUCAGGCACCCCUGGGAUUAUACGUCUACGAAACAGUACGGACCUUUCUAUUCCUUCGAACAAUACCGGCAUGGUGUUGUGGAGGCACUCCGUUUGUCAAGGCCUCCCGGAAUCUGGUAUGAAGAAGAGGAAGAGCUCAAGGACAGGGUCCUAUCCUUUACGAAAGAGUGUUCUAGUAGUCUGGGACUUAUGACUCACGGAGACUUACAUCCAGGAAAUAUCAUUAUCAAGGACGGGCAAAUUGAGGGAAUAGUUGACUGGGGUGAUGCUGGGUACAGUCUUCCAGAGAGAGAGUAUUUCGCUGCUAAGCGGAUUGCUAUGGAUCCGAUCUGGAUUGAAAUGAUCGACUCUGCUAUCCCUUGCUUCCAGAAAGAAUAUGAGAUUUGGGAUGAAGUCGACCGAUCGAUGAGGCGGUAUUCCCCUGUAUAG
Messenger RNA from Aspergillus bombycis, 3390 nucleotides. RefSeq lists its product as uncharacterized. Gene Ontology annotation, molecular function: DNA-binding transcription factor activity, RNA polymerase II-specific; zinc ion binding. The record is from RefSeq and is a predicted model, not a curated record. Bases 1 to 3390 code for a protein of 1129 amino acids. The transcript has 4 exons. NCBI's taxonomy places the organism in Eukaryota, Fungi, Ascomycota, Eurotiomycetes, Eurotiales, Aspergillaceae. Gene Ontology annotation, biological process: regulation of DNA-templated transcription.